Molecule: messenger RNA, 2914 nt
Organism: Dunckerocampus dactyliophorus (ringed pipefish)
Lineage: Eukaryota; Metazoa; Chordata; Actinopteri; Syngnathiformes; Syngnathidae
Gene: itfg1
Product: integrin alpha FG-GAP repeat containing 1
Exons: 19
Coding region: 141-2090 (649 amino acids)
Cellular component (GO): plasma membrane
Source: RefSeq, a predicted model, not a curated record
AGUAUAAAGUUAGUAUAGAUAACAUUUUUAUCCUGUUAUAUGUUGGUCAACGUAAAAAACAAAGCUAUAUUCUCCUGCCGUAAAGGCGCGUGCCGUAUUGCAGCGUGUGUGUUGUUGUCAGACACCGCACCUGCUGCAGGAUGUGGCUGUUUAACUGGGCCGUUUUGGUGUUUUUGGUACUGUUCGUCGCCAAGUACAAGACGCUUGCUCUCCAGGAUGUGACGGCCGACCUGUUCGGUGCCGAAAAUAACGGCACGGUGGCGGCGUUCGGCGAUUUCAACGCCGAUAAACAGACGGACAUCUUCAUCAUCAGGGAGCAGUCUGAGCUGGUGAUCUUCUUGGCUGACGCCAAAGCACCGUACUUCAAACCUAAGGUGCACAUCUCCAAAGGCAUCCUGCCCAGUGAUGCUAACCUUACCAGUGUGGUCCCUGGCGACUAUGACGGAGAUUCCCAGAUGGACGUUCUCCUCACAGCUCAGAUUAAUUUAAUGGCAUCUUCUGUUUUCGUCUUUUGGGGCGACAACCAGACAUUGGACACAGAUGGUUGGAUCAGGCUGAACAAGACCUUCAGAGAUCAGCCUCUUGUCAUGGACUUCAAUGGCGACAUGAUCCCAGACAUAUUUGGAGUGACAGGGCAGGCAACCACAGAAUAUUGCUCUCUAACCAACAGGAAUGUGGUGUGUCAGAGUGCUCUGAGUUCACCCGUCAACAUGCGCAUCCCUCACGCCAACGCCUUCAUUGACCUCAACAAGGACUUAACUGCAGAUUUGUUCCUGACAACCGACGGGCCCAAGUUUGAGACGUGGAUCAGCAAGGAUGGCAAUUUCACCCGAGCAGAGGUUCUCCCUGAAGACCCGCCCUUCCCCACCGUGGGCCAGUCCUCCUUUGCUGAUUUCGCUCCUCCACCUCCUCCUCCUCCACUCUCCUCCUCCUCUCCUCCUCUGAUCUGCAGAUGGAGGUCUUUUCUUUCAAGUUACACCAUCACUUGCUGCCUGUGUGUGAACUCUGAACGUCAUCUAGUUUUGAAACUUGGAGGAAGGAGACAAGGAGGAUGGAGGAUGCAGACAGAAAAUGGCGACGGCUACCAGGACCACCUCCUUCCCGUGUGCUUGGAUGAAGGCUGCCAGCGCAGCGCCAUCUACUUGGCCAAGUCCGGUUCCGAAGAGUGGGUCCUCGUGCUGUCAGAUUUCCAGCAAAAGGGGGGAACGGUGUGGAGCUUUGUGGUAGGGAAGCCCAGCCAGCCUCUGUCCCUCCACCUGGGAGACUACAACCUGGAUGGCUUCCCGGAUGCUCUGAUGGUCCUGCGGAACACCAGUGGCAGUGCCAAGCAGGCCUUCCUUUUGGAGAACGUGCCCUGCAGCAUCCCCAGCUGCCAGAGCGUCGGCAGGAUGUUUAGCAUCCACUGGGACCAGUCGGACCUGGGCGCCAUCCCCAACGCCAUCAUGGCCACCUUCUUUGACAUCUAUGAGGACGGAAUAUUGGACAUGCUGGUGAUGAGCCAGGUGGAGGGCAGGAGAGACUUGAUCAUCCACGCUUUGAAGAACAACUUUGAAGCCGACGCCUACUUUGUGAAAGUGAUGGUGCUCAGCGGCCUCUGCUCCAACGCCUGUCCAGGAAACAUCAAGCCGUUGGGUGUGAACCAGCCGGGCCCGUAUGUCAUGUACACCACGCUGGACUCCACCGGCAAACUGAAGAACGCCUCAGCCGGUCAACUGAGCCAGUCGGCGCACUUCUCCCUCCAGCUGCCCUACACCGUGCUGGGCCUCGGACGCAGCGCCAACUUCCUGGACCACCUUGUGGUCGGCAUUCCCCGCAGGCCCGGAGAGCUGGAGUCUAGGAAGCAGGAGUGGACGGCCAUCAUUCCCAACUCUCAGCUCAUUGUCAUCCCCUACCCGCACGACCAACCCAGCAGUUGGAGCGCCAAACUGUACCUGACGCCCAGUAACAGCGUGCUGCUGACCGCCAUCGCCCUCAUCGGAGUGUGCGUCUUCAUCCUCGUCAUAAUUGGCAUCCUCCACUGGCAAGAGAAGAAAGCAGACGACCGAGAGAAGAGGCAGGAAGCCCACCGCUUCCAUUUUGAUGCCAUGUGAUGGACGAGUGUCACAUGGUUGGAGAUCGUCCUCACCUGGGCCCCCCAGUAUUCCACACAUCCAACUUGCCCCGCCCCCCCUUUUAUUGGCUCCCUUAACUUUCCCCCAUUUAUCUUUGCCCCUCUACCUGCCCCCGAAACUAGCCCCCUUUUCUGCCUCCUUGCCUGCCACAUUAACUUGUCCUUGCUUACCUGUCCUAUUUUCCAGCCCCCUUUGUCACCACCUUUACCUGACCCCCGCCUGACACCUGCUCCCUCCUUAACUUAAUCCCCUUUAGCCAGCCCCCUUUACUUCCCCCUCAAUUUGACUCUUUUUCCUGCCCCCUUUUCCUGUCUCCUUAGCUUUAGCGCUUUCCUCGCUCGUUCUGAAGACCAAAACAACCUUUCUUGGUUUUCCAUCAUUUCCAGUCUUGGGAUGAAAGGUGAAUUCUUCCUGUUUCCAACAAGCCCACACGCUGGGACCUCCGUCAUGGCCGACUGCAUCAUCGGGUCCAAGGAUCCAGUGUGCUGGAGUGUGCACAGCGUGACCUUUUUCAUCAUUUUCCAUGGAAUGGAACUUUUUUUUGUUUGAUUUUAUUUCAGACAUCCGUGCUGCCAAAAAGGUUUUCAUUGGGUCAUUCAAGGUCACCGUCAAAACUCUCUUCUCCCGUCUGGGAAAGCUAAUCUGGCCCAAGCGCUUUCAGCGUCUUUUUGUGUCAGUUCAGGUUGUUUUUUUUUCUCUCUGGAGAGAUUUGCCCUAACAAAUAACUUGUAUACGUGUAAUUUAUUUCUUUGCCGACAAACUCCAAGUGAAUAAUAAAAAUGGUGUUGAACUUGGGUGUUAAA